AUGCCCUGUCGAGCACUCUUACUUCUUUCGCUUCUCUCCGCUCAUGUGAGUGCUGCUCUCGAUGGCAGCAGAUACAUGUGGUUCACAAAACCUGGUCGAUGGCCUAUCUUUGAAGAAGGAAUGCCAAUAGGCAAUGGUCGAAUCGGUGCGACUGUUUAUGGUGGCGGGGCAGAGGUCGUGGGCAUCAAUGAGAAUUCCAUUUGGACGGGGCCCUUUCAAGAUCGGACACCACUCAAUGCGACGGAGACCGAGCCUAUUGUUCGGGAGCUACUGCUGAAUGGCAGCAUCACUCAAGGCAACGUCUUGACCAUGGCCCAGAUGAUCCCGACCAACAACUCGCCGCGCGCCUACAGCUACUUCGGCAAUAUCAAUCUGGACUUCGGCCACCCUGAUGGGGACAUGUCAGAUUAUGUCCGAUGGCUUGACACGAAGGAGGGAAUUGCUGGGGUAAGCUACGGCAUCAAGGGAGUGAAUUAUACCCGAGAGUAUGUGGCCAGCUACCCGCAAGGUGUUCUCGUGGCACGAUUUAAAGCCAGCAGGCGAGGAGCCCUGAACAUCAACGCCACAAUGACCCGGAUCAAGGACAUCAAAUCGCUUUCGGCCAAUGUGGCCAUCAAUAACAAUACCCUCACUUUAGUCGGCACCAGUGGACAAUCAGAGAGUGAUCAUCCAAUUGAAUGGACGGGCCAAGCUCGUUUCAAGUCCGAUACAGGCACGUUCACUGUGUCCGGUUCGUCUCUCCUCAUACACAAUGCAACGACCAUAGAGAUGUAUUUCGACGUCGAAACCAACUUCAGAUACGCAUCCCGAGAUGCGCGAGAGCAGGAGAUGCGCGAAAAGAUAAAUAAUGCUUACCUGCUUGGUUAUGACGCUGUGAAAGCAGCAGCUGUUGCUGACACCGAAUCUCUCUUGGAUCGAGUGACACUCGACCUGGGCACAUCGCCGAACGGGUGGGCGAGACUUCCAACCGACCAGCGCGUCGGAAUUGCCCGUAAUACCUCUGCCGACGUACAACUCACUGUGCUAGUGUUCAACUUUGGUCGACACCUUCUGGUAGCUUCGUCUCGCAAUACAGGUAUUGGGACAUCACUCCCGGCGAACCUACAGGGUAUCUGGAAUAACUCCACAUCACCUCCGUGGGGAGGCAAAUACACCAUCAACAUCAACAUUGAGAUGAACUAUUGGCCCGCCGGACCGACCAAUUUGAUCGAAACACAGAAACCUUUGUUUGAUCUGAUGGCAGCUGCAGAUGUUCGUGGACAGUCAUUGGCUAAACGCAUGUAUGGCUGUCCUGGCACCGUUUUCCAUCACAACCUGGACCUGUGGGGAGACCCUGCGCCAACGGACAACUACACUGCGUCCACCAUGUGGCCGAUGGGGGCUGCGUGGCUGGCGUGGCACAUGAUGGACCACUAUCACUUCUCCGGGGAUACAACAUUUCUCCGCGAAGUGGCAUAUCCGUUCUUCACCAAUGUCGCCGCGUUCUACGAGUGCUACACCUUUCCCUACCAGGGUUACCAUGUCACGGGACCGUCUUUAUCGCCAGAGAACAACUUCUAUGUUCCCGCUGAUGAGACUGUCGCCGGGGCGGCGCAGAGCGUCGACAUAGCCCCCGCCAUGGACAACCAGCUAAUGACCGAGUUGUUUCGCAGCCUCAUAGACGCAGCCUCGAUCUUAAAAAUUAACGACACUGCCGUGCAGGCGGCCAAAGCAUUUUUGCCCCUGAUUCAGCCCCCGUUGAUCGGCUCGCUAGGCCAGAUUCUGGAAUGGCGCAAGGAGUACAAGGAAAAGGCCAUCGGGCAGAAGCACCUUUCACCGUUAUGGGCUCUGAUGCCCGGUCGGCAAUUCAGCCCGCUGCUGAACAGCACUCUUGGGACUGGGGCCGAAGUGCUCCUGGACCGACGUGUUUCCCAUGGGUCUGGGACAACCGGCUGGUCUCGGACCUGGCUGAUCAACCAGUAUGCCCGGCUAUUCCGUGGCGAUGAUGCGUGGGAGCAAUUGACCCAAUGGUUUGCGGUAUACCCCACCCCCUAUAACUUGUACAACACCAAUGAAGGCCCGGUCGGCCCGUACCAGUUCCAGAUCGAUGGAAACUUCGGGUUCGUGAGUGGCGUCACGGAGAUGCUCCUGCAGAGCCAUACUGGGAUCACUCAUCUGCUGCCGGCCUUACCCUCGGCCUUACCUCAGGGGUCAGUGAGGGGCUUGGUGGCUCGGGGCAGUUUUGUAGUUGACAUAGAGUGGGAGGCGGGGAAGCUGGUUCAUGCGAAUAUUACCUCGCGUGCGGGUGGGCAGUUGCAACUGCGAUGUAUGAAUGGGUCCUCGGUUGCGGUUAACGGGCAUGGGUAUACGGGUCCGCUCAAGACGCAGAUCGGUGCGACGUACGUUGUCACGCUGGUCUGA
Molecule: messenger RNA, 2400 nt
Organism: Aspergillus japonicus CBS 114.51
Lineage: Eukaryota; Fungi; Ascomycota; Eurotiomycetes; Eurotiales; Aspergillaceae
Product: glycoside hydrolase family 95 protein
Exons: 3
Coding region: 1-2400 (799 amino acids)
Biological process (GO): carbohydrate metabolic process
Molecular function (GO): alpha-L-fucosidase activity
Source: RefSeq, a predicted model, not a curated record